AUGCUUUUCCUGGAUGAUUUCCUAGAAAUGUUGGAUGAGCUCCCUGCCGAAUUGCGUGAGCGAUGUACGGAAAUGCGUCAGAUAGACAUGCAGGUUGAGGCCGGCCUUGCGCAAAAUCGGCAGGCUUUGAUUGAGUUUUUCGACUGUGGAGGACAGCUUACUGAAGAACAAAAGCAGCAUCGCUAUCAGGAGCUCCAAAAGGAAUACAAUCGUCUUCGAGUUUUGGGUGAAAUGAAAGUCUCCCUCGCUGAAAGAAUGCAAGAAGUCCUGGAAACGUAUAUGCAAUACCUAGAUAAAGAAAAAACCCAUUUUAAAUAUGAGCUCGAAGCGGAUAAUCCAGGAAUAACAGAAGUCAUUGAGACCCGUUUUGCAAAUUACUGUGAGUCGCUGAUAGCACUACGAAAGGAACGAAAAAGAAAGCUGACCAACGGUUCAGUUGAAAAUUUUGCCGAACCUCAAGCAAAAAUGCCCAGAGUGAGCACCGAUGGAAAUACUUUGAGCAACUAUAUUCGUACCGAAUUCACUCUCGGCGAAGAGGAGUUAGAAUCUCCAAUGGUGUCUGGUGCCGGCCCGGUGAGGAGCAAAAAAACUCCUGCAGACGAAUAUAAUACUAUGAGGCGCCGUUCAACCUCGGUUGGCUUAAAAACAUCACAAUCAGCUCCAUCAGCAGUGAAUGCGAAUGCUGUCUCUCCAGCCGUAAGUGAGAAAAGUUGGACUCCUCUUUCCAGUCUUCCUGUUAUGGAGGAACCUCCUUCUUCGGCUCUGACGCCCACGAGUUUGUGUUCAACCGCUCAGAUAACCCCAUCUACAACACCUACCACUAUGCCUACGUUUGUGGGUCCAGAGAGCCGUCAUGGAAGACCGAGAAACGUCAGCGCCAUCAUUAUCAUCGCAGCAUCGACGCCCCCCAUACUGCUGAUGUUAGCACGGAGGAAGAUGACGAAAGUAUGUUUGGAGAGCAGUUCAUCACACAGAGUGAUGACGUGCUGUAUUACAGUACCAAUUUCCGAAGAAGACGACGACGAAGGGGACGAUUCGAAACGGAAAUGGUGUUUUUGUAAUGAGAAAAGCUAUGGAGAUAUGGUAGCUUGUGAUAAUAAAGCGUGCCCUUAUCAGUGGUUCCACUAUCCAUGUGUAAAUAUAUCAGCUACUCCAAAAGGUCGAUGGUAUUGCCCUCACUGUGUGGAUGAACGUGCAAGAAGAAGUGAAUCGGGAGAUAUUGGCGCUGUUUCUGCCACUACUGUUUUAUGA
This is a messenger RNA of Haemonchus placei, 1251 nucleotides long. The record is from the annotation of a GenBank genome assembly. NCBI's taxonomy places the organism in Eukaryota, Metazoa, Nematoda, Chromadorea, Rhabditida, Trichostrongylidae.